Molecule: messenger RNA, 8676 nt
Organism: Fopius arisanus
Lineage: Eukaryota; Metazoa; Arthropoda; Insecta; Hymenoptera; Braconidae
Gene: rhea
Product: Talin_middle and talin-RS domain-containing protein rhea
Exons: 11
Coding region: 513-7481 (2322 amino acids)
Biological process (GO): cell-cell adhesion
Cellular component (GO): ruffle; plasma membrane; focal adhesion
Molecular function (GO): structural constituent of cytoskeleton; actin filament binding; integrin binding
Source: RefSeq, a predicted model, not a curated record
UCGUAAGUGUAGUGUGCGGACGUGAGGUUGGUGCGUUUUGAAAAGUGACAAAUUGGUUAAAAACACUCAUCAAAAACAACAACAAAAUACAAACCGAGGAUGAUCUAACCCGAUGGGCGUGCGCCGCAUCGUCACUCUAACUUCCAUUUCUGUCGAUGAAACAAGAAUACAAAAUGCCAUUGCUACGGAAAAUCGGAUGCAACCCCUAACCCCCAAAAGAUCCUCAAAAUCACCGGACACUUGGCGAUAUUUUUCCGGCAAUUUGGGGGUUAACUAACCUCAAAUUGUUAAUUGGAGGGGGUGAACUCGGACGACUGCUCCACAAAAAUAGAAGUGAUUCAUGAUGAAUUGACAGACACGACAUAUUCAACGAUCGACAACAACGAGACGAUAAGAAUUCCUGACGCUGUCUUCGAGAGUUUGGGGAAAAUUAUUUGACUGAGGGUGUUAUUUGGAGGUCAAGCGACUCUGGGGGUUUUCGCACACGCAGAAGAUCGCCGUCAGCAAUUGCAAUGGCAACGCUGUCACUCCGCAUCUCCAUACCGGAGAAAAAUGCGACCAAAAUGAUGCAGUUUGAUCCUAGCACAUCGGUGUACGAUGCGUGCAGAAUUAUCCGCGAAAAAUUGCCAGAGGCGACGAAUAUGGGACAACCGAAAGAUUACGGUCUAUUCCUCUCGGACGAGGACGCAAAAAAGGGUGUGUGGUUGGAGCCGGGUAGAAACCUAGACUACUACAUCCUCCGUAACGGUGACCUCCUGGAGUACCGACGUAAACUGCGAACUCUGCGGGUUAGAAUGCUGGACGGUACCCUAAAAACUCUCCUAGUAGACGACAGCCAGCCAGUGGCAAAUCUGAUGGUGGUGAUCUGCACAAAGAUCGGUAUAACGAAUCACGACGAGUACUCGCUAGUGCGCGAGUACAUGGACGAAGAGACAGAAAAUCAGAAGCCAGGUAACUAUGGUACCCUGACCCUGAAGCGUCGAAAGGAAGAGAAAGGAGAGCGAGACGCCAAAAUGGAUCAGCUGAGAAAGAAGCUGAAGACGGAUGACGAGGUAAAUUGGAUAGAUCCAAGCAAGACCCUGAGGGAACAGGGAAUAGACGAGGCAGAGACAGUUCUCCUUCGACGAAAAUACUUCUUCUCGGAUCAGAAUAUCGACUCCCGGGAUCCGGUGCAGCUAUCUCUGCUGUAUGUUCAAGCUAGGGACGCGAUACUCGAUGGAACCCAUCCUGUCACCCAGGAGAAGGCCUGCACAUUCGCUGGAAUUCAGUGUCAAAUACAAUUCGGUGAUCACAAAGAGGACAAACAUAAGACUGGCUUUCUCGAUCUCAAGGAAUUCCUUCCCCAGUCGUAUGUCAAAGUAAAGGGUAUCGAGAAGAAGGUAUUCGCUGAGCACAAGAAGCACGUGGGACUCUCGGAGCUAGACGCCAAGGUUCUCUACACCAAAACUGCAAGAUCAUUGAGUACUUAUGGUGUAACGUUCUUUCUCGUCAAAGAGAAGAUGAUUGGCAAGAACAAACUUGUACCACGGCUUCUCGGUGUCACCAAGGACUCGGUCCUUAGGCUCGAUGAACGCACAAAGGAGAUACUCAAGACGUGGCCUUUGACCACUGUCAGGAGGUGGGGAGCAUCUCCUAAUACAUUUACACUGGACUUUGGUGAUUACUCGGAUCAGUAUUACAGCGUUCAAACAACUGAGGCUGAGCAGAUACUUCAGCUUAUCGCUGGGUACAUCGAUAUCAUUCUGAAGAAACAGAAGGCGAAGGAUCACUUUGGCAUCGAGGGGGACGAGGGAUCAACCAUGGUCGAGGACAGCGUAUCACCACUCAAGGCGACAAUUAUGCAGCACGAAACGAGCAAUGUUGGCAGGGGAAGUGUCGAGGCGGUGUCAGUGGCCAUUCCAGCUGUUAUGAGGGCCGGCGGAGACGGAGCAAGACCCUAUGGACAUGGACACAUGGCAAGCGCCCAAUACACAACAAUUAGUGGUCAAGUCAACAUCGCCCAUGCACCACCAAUGGUACAGCAGACGAAAGUCACGUCGGUGCUGAGUGAACCUCAGAGAGCCCUUGUGUCAACGAUAACCGCAGGCCACGAAAUAAUUCACAUCGCCGAGACUGAAUUAACGUCUAAGGCCCAAUUACCUGAGCUGGGAAAUGAUCCAGCAUCACUCCAAUGGAUUGCUCAGACAAUGGUAACGCACAAGCAAAAUGUUGGUACCCAAAUUGCCGAGAUGAAUGCAGCAACAGCCCAAGUUGUAACAUUAACAUCAGGAUCAAUUGAGGAAGUUGAUCAUACAGCGGUGGGUGAAGCUAUAUCCACUAUAGCCACGAAUUUACCGGAGAUGACGAAGGGCGUACGGAUGAUUGCUGCCUUGAUGGAUGAUGAUACCUCCGGUGAUCGUUUGUUAGAUGCUGCUAGGAAAUUGUGCACUGCAUUCUCGGAUCUUCUCAAAGCAACUGAACCCGAGACCAAGGAGCCACGGCAGAACCUGUUGAACGCAGCAUCUCGCGUUGGCGAGGCCUCCCACCAGGUCCUCACGACCAUCGGUGAGGAGAACGACUCUAAUCGCGAACUCCAGGACAUGCUUCUGGCCCUGGCCAAAGCCGUGGCCAAUACCACAGCAGCACUCGUUCUAAAAGCGCGAAACAUCGCGGCAACUUGCGACGACUCGCAAACGCAGAAUCGCGUUAUUUCCGCCGCGACACAGUGCGCCCUCGCGACAUCACAACUCGUUGCAUGUGCCAAAGUUGUUGCCCCGACACUCCAAUCCCCAGCGUGUCAAACCCAGCUGAUGAACGCAGUUCGCGAAGUGACAAAAGCAGUUGAGAAUUUGGUAGACGUUUGUAACGAGACGUGCAGUGAUGAUAAUCUCCUGAAGGAGCUGUCGGCAGCAGCUGCUGAAGUCUCUCGCACCCUGAACGAUUUAUUAAAUCACAUUCGCACAGCAACGCGCACCGGUGAACGAGCCAAAGAGACAACUCAGGACGGCGCCGUAGAGACUAUAAUAUGCGCAACAGAUCGUCUAUUCGCGUCGUCGGGAGAUGCCCCGGAGAUGGUGCGUCAGGCGCGCAUUGUCGGUCAAGCGACAGCGCAUCUGAUUCAAUCGAUAAAAGACGAGGCAGAGCGUCAACCCGAUCCCGACCUUAAUCGACGGCUUUUGGCAGCUGCCAAAGCCCUCGCCGAUGCCACAUCGAAGAUGGUCGAGGCUGCGCGACAAUGCGCGUCAAGUCCUCACGAUUCACGAAUGCAAGAGCAGCUGAAGACAGCAGCUGAGGAGCUCAGAAUUGCCACGACUGUUGCAACGACUCACACAUUGAGACGAAAAGUCGGGGAAGAGGUUGUUGUUGAUAAGAGUCAAUUCGCGAGAGCUGCGCAGGCGAUUCACGCGGGGUGUGAGAAUCUCGCUGAUACGAAGAGCUCGAAGCAACAGAUUCUCGAAGCCGCUACUAUGAUCGCGAAACACACUAGCGCCCUCUGCAACGCAUGCAGACAGGCAUCGAGUAAGACGAAUGAUCCUGUUGCUAAGAGACAUUACGUUCAGUCUGCCAAGGACGUUGCCAAUUCAACAGCGAAUCUCGUUAAGGAGAUCAAGGCACUGGACAAGGAUUACUCGGAUGUCAAUCGCGACAGGUGUUCGGAGGCUACACGACCCCUGCUCGAGGCUGUUGAUAAUCUCUGUGAGUUCGCUGGAUGCACCGAGUACAUCAGAACGGUUAUUCACACUCAGGAGACCAUUUCCGGGCCUGAACGCGCGAUUAUAGAUGGCGCAUGUGCAAUUGUCGAGACCUCUAAGAGUCUGCAGGCUAGUCCACAGGAUGAGCCAGCUUGGCAGAGGCUUGCUCAACACAGCAAGACUGUCUCUGACUCAAUCAAGACUCUGGUAUCAUCGAUUAGGGAGAAGAGUCCUGGCCAGACUGAGUGUGAUACAGCUAUCGAAAAGUUGACAGCGAGGAUAAGGGAGCUCGAUUCGGCGACUCUCAGUGCAGUCUCUCAGUCUCUUAUGCCACGUAGGGAGAACUCGCAGGAAGGUUUCAUCGAAGAGAUGGAGAGAUACACGAGAGAGUUGAGGGAGCAGUUGGAGCUGCUACGAACAGCUGCCAAGUAUCAGCCUGAGAACGUUGGGCCUUGUGUUCAGCAGCUCGCUAGAUCGUAUGAGCCACUGGUCACCAGUGCCAUCGGUGCAGCCUCCAACAUGGUCAACUCUAAACAGCAGUCUGUCCUUUUGGACCAGACGAAGACCGUCGCUGAAUCUGCUCUGCAGCUUGUCUAUGUCGCUAAAGAGACAGGGGGCAAUCAUGAGGCCAUUGCUCUUCACUCAGAAGUUGAUGAGUCUGUGGAGGGGACUAAGGACGCCUUGGGUGAAUUGGACAGCACUCUGGAGAUGAUUUCAACGUCUCAUGGAGUUGUUACGGGGCUCAUUGAGACUAUCAGCAGAGCUAUGAUCAGGUUGAAUGACACGAGAAUCUCGACGGACUCGGUGGACUCUUACGUUGAUUAUCAAACGAGAAUGGUCGAGGCUGCCAAGGAGAUAGCUAGACUCGCUCAGGAGAUGUCGACCAAGUCCAGUACUGAUGUGGGACGGCUUGGACCUCUUGCUGUUGAUAUUUCUCAUAAAUACACGCAACUCGCGAGGGACUGCACUGGCGCCUCUGCAGCAGCUUCCAGUCCUGAGGUGUCAUCCAGGUUGAGAAAUGGAGUGCAGGACCUUGGCAGGGCAUGUGCAGAUAUAGUCAGGGCUUCUGGUGUGUGUCAGCUGACACCUGGGGAUGCUUACACCCAGAGGGAGGUGUCGGAGAGUGGCAAGAUCGUUACGGAGAAGGUGUCGGAAGUACUUUCGGCACUUCAGGCUGGUUCAAGGGGCACUCAGGCAUGCAUCAAUGCUGCUAGCACUGUCUCGGGGAUUAUUGGUGAUCUGGACACUACUAUCAUGUUUGCCACAGCUGGGACCCUUCAUGCUGAAAACGAGGGCGACACCUUUGCUGAUCACAGGGAGAAUAUACUGAAGACUGCCAAGGCUUUGGUCGAAGAUACCAAGACUCUUGUGGCUGGGGCUGCUUCCUCUCAGGAACAGCUCGCUGUUGCUGCGCAGAAUGCUGUGUCAACGAUUGUACAGCUGGCAGAAGUUGUCAAGUACGGAGCGGCCAGUCUUGGAACUCAGAAUGCUGAGGCCCAGGUUAUGUUGAUAAACGCCGUGAAGGAUGUAGCCUCGGCUCUCGGUGAUCUUAUUCAUGCCACCAAAGCUGCCAGUGGAAAACCCAUCAAUGAUCCCAGUAUGGCACAUCUCAAAGACUCGGCCAAGGUGAUGGUGACGAACGUGACGUCCCUCCUGAAGACAGUGAAGGCAGUGGAGGACGAGCACACACGAGGGACAAGAGCCCUGGAGUCGACGAUCGAGGCAAUUGGCCAGGAAAUUCGUGCGUCAAAUGCCCCCGACUACCAGAGGGGUGCAGUGACACCAGAGGACCUCGUCAGAUGCACCAAGAGCAUAACAACAGCAACAGCUAAAGCUGUUGCUGCUGGAAACAGCUGCAAACAGGACGACAUCAUAGCUGCUGCUAACAUGGGACGAAAAGCCAUCAGCGAUAUGCUGUCAAUUUGCAAAUCAGCUGCCCACCACUGCGCCGAGACCAGAGAAUUACGUGAGAGGACUCUCCAAGCUGGUCACGAUGUCGCUCUUAAUUAUCGAGAACUCCUCCAGGCCAUUCUCAUGAUAUCCUCCAGAUCUGGAGAUGCUAAACACACGUUGCCACAGAUAUCAAGAAAAAUUGCAACGAGUGUCACUGAACUCGUGGCUGUUGCUGAGCUACUUAAGGGCACUGACUGGGUCGAUCCUGAUGAUCCAACUGUCAUUGCUGAGAAUGAAUUGCUCGGGGCAGCUGCCAGCAUCGAUGCAGCUGCCAAAAAACUUGCCAGUCUCAGACCAAGAAGGAGCAUUCAGGAAACCUCUGAAGAUAUGAACUUUGACGAGAUGAUCCUGGAAGCAGCGAAAUCCAUCGCUGCUGCGACAUCAGCUCUGAUAAAAGCUGCAUCGGCAGCCCAGAGAGAAUUGAUUGCCACUGGCAAGGUGUCACGUACACCUCUGACAUCCUCGGACGAUGGGCAGUGGUCGGAGGGUCUGAUCUCGGCAGCUCGUCUGGUGGCAGCAGCCACUCAUAGCCUCGUGGAGUCUGCCAAUGCCCUAGUUCAGGGUGUAUCCUCCGAGGAGAAGCUCAUCUCCAGCGCCAAACAGGUGGCCUCCAGCACAGCCCAGCUUCUGGUUGCCUGUAAGGUGAAGGCAGACCCAGACUCCGAGAGUACAAAACGUCUCCAGAAUGCUGGAAACGCUGUCAAAAAAGCCACUGACAAUUUGGUGCGAGCUGCACAACAGGCAAUUCAACAAGAGGAGGAGAGAUCACUUGUGCUGAAUAAGAGAAUGGUCGGAGGAAUCGCUCAGGAAAUAAAUGCACGCUCUGAAGUCCUGAGAAUUGAGAAGCAGCUCGAGGAAGCUAGGGGAAGACUCACUGCAAUCAGGCAGGCCAAGUACAAGAAUCGAUCUGAUUACUCUGACACUGACUGCGAUGCAGAUCAGAGUGGAUAUGACAGUUAUACCUCUGGCUAUCCUACCAGGAAGAGUCCAGACUGUUUUGUCACUUCCACGCCACGAGUCCCGGAGAAGAGUGUGGGGGACAGGGAUCUCGUCAGUCCUGAGAAGGUGAAUUCCACUCAGAGCACUCUGGAGAGGAGGAUGAAGGCACCCAGGGAUACUGAAGGGCAGUAUGGAGUCGUGGAGAAGAGAUAUCAGGUACCAGGGUUUGAGAGGGGGUACCAGGAGGGAUUUGGGGAGAAUAGUCCACUGGGACAGUACAGCUCCAUUGAGAGGAAGAUCAAUCAAGAGUUUGAGGGUCCAUUUCCACCACCUCCUCCUCAGAUUUCUAGUGGGAGGAAGGGGUUCGGGGUGAGGGAGGAGGUGGGAUUCGGGGGGGAGAGGUUCUCACAGCCCAUGACAACCUUUAAAACUGAAGUGCAGAAGUUUGUCGGGGGAGAGAGGAGAGAUGUGGGGGACAAGGCAAGUUUUGGGAUUGCGAGGGAUCAGGGGAUGGGGGAUAAGUCGAGGCUCUUUGGAGGUAAACCCAGUAUUGGGGGGUUCGGGGAUUGCACCAGGGAGGAGAGGUUCACCGGGGACAAUCAGAGUUACACCAAUGUUGAGAGCAAACUUUUACCUGGGGGCAGAGUGGAGACCAUCACCACGAAAGUGUACUCGUCCAUACCUGGACAGACAUCUUCGUCUAGUAAUUUUGAGAGCACUCAGGAGCAGGAGUUUAUCACCAGUGGAAGCGAUUUGUCCAGCUUUAGGGGUGGUGAUAGCUCGAGGUUCUCAUCCACCGAGCAGAAGAGUCAGAAGGAACAUGUCACUCAGAAAGUUACGGAGAAAAAAACUGUCACUAUGACUGUGUCGAAACAUCAUGAGAGCAGAAAUAAAAUUUUGAGCUUUGAGGAGAAGUAGAGGAUGAGGAAAUUUUUGGGACUCUGGAAUUCCCUGGAUUACCUCGUUUACUGCCUUGUACACUGAUGAUUAUUUUCGGGUGUAGUUUGAAAAUUUUCAAAAGGGUGAGCACAAAAUUAAUGCAAUUUGAAGAUUUUUAGAUGAGUAUUAGAUAAGUGUCCUUAGAUAGCUAUCUCAAGUGCUUUCGAUUUAGCCUUUUUAGGAUUACAACACAAUUGCCUUUGAAAGAAAAAAAAAAUUGAAAUUUAAAUUCAGUGAAAAACGUCCAUACGUCGAUAAAUCAUUGUGACAAUAGCGGAUUUUUUGUGUAACUGCUUUCUGUAGUUUCGAUACCCGGGGAUUUAGUUCUAGAUGAAUUUUAUUUUAAUCAGUUUCUCUCCUUUUUUAGUUUAGAAGAACUAAUUAUUAUUUUUUUUUCUCGUUUGUUUGAUGUUAAUUACGUUGACACAUGCGAGACGAUUAACAAGAGAAGCAACAUAUCAUUUAAUUUUAUUAAUUUUCCGGGAGACAGUGGCUUUUGAUAUGGCGACACUCCCAUUUUUAUUAACUUUUCUUUUCUCCUUUUUUCCUUUUAAUUCAUUAAUUUUUUUUUCCUUCUUUUUUCCGAGUCUGUUGCUACUCCCACCCACACACAAAUCUCGAACUAAUUGCAAUAUUUUUUAUGUAAAAUUGAAGGUUUUUUUUAGACAAGUGAUUAAAUGAUACUAAAGUGCAAUUUAUUAAUUUUUUACGUAAUACUUUAAGACACAUGGAUAAAUUUACAUGCACAAUUAAAAAUUUCGAUGCCUUAAUCAAUUAUUUGGAAUUGAGUAAGUGAUUACCAAAAAUGCUUUAUUAAUUAAUUAAUUAACGAUUGAACGACGUAUUUGUCAAGUGGAAAAAUUUUUUUUUUCUUCGUUUUUCGAUGGAAAGUGGGAUUAUUCGAUGGGAAAUUGGCCCUCGGUAACCACAAGAAUAAUAUAUUAUAUAUUAUACAUAUGUAUACAAAAGUAAUUGAUGAUUGUAAUUAAUUCAAAGGAAUUUUAUUUUAUUCACAAGUUUUAAUCAGCCAGAUAUUGUUUUCAAUAAUUUUAAUCUAUUAUCUUGAUUUAGUAUGAAUUUCGUUCUGGAGAAAUAAUCAUUUUUAACGAUUUUUACAUUGUAACAGAGACGAGCCAAUGAAGCCUUAUUAAAAUAAAAUGAUCAAUUGAGAUAA